Oncorhynchus kisutch (coho salmon) is the source of this 2137-nucleotide messenger RNA. RefSeq names its product salivary glue protein Sgs-3-like. The transcript is spliced from 2 exons. NCBI's taxonomy places the organism in Eukaryota, Metazoa, Chordata, Actinopteri, Salmoniformes, Salmonidae. The record is from RefSeq and is a predicted model, not a curated record. The annotation marks the transcript as partial.
UACAACAGUCGAAGAAACCACAACGGAGACAAUUUCAUCUACAUCCACAAAGCCACCUAAAGAAGUCCCCACGGGCCCAACAACCACUUCCACCACUGUAAUUGCUGAAACCUCUACUUCAACAUCACAGCCCACAGCAACAGGCGAAGAAACAUCAGGGCCAGUUGUCAUAACUUCCAAUCCCACUACUUUAACAACAACAACAAUUGCACCCUCAACAACGCCACCUACCACAGGUGGAACGACAACAGUUGAAGAAACCACAAAUGAGACAAGUCCAUCUACAAAACCACCUAAAGAAGUCACCUCCGGCAUAACAACAACUUCCACCAAUGUAAUUGUUGAAACCUCUACCUCCACACCUCAGCCCACAAGAUUAGGUGAAGAAACAACAGGGCCAGUUGUCAUUGAUUACAAUCCCACGACUUCAACCACAACAACUACAGAGGUAACUACACCUACCACAGGUGGAACGACAACAGUUGAAGAAACCACAAAUGAGACAAGUCUAUCUACAAAACCACCUAAAGAAGUCACCUCCGGCCGAACAACAACUUCCACCACUGUAAUUGUUGAAACCUCUACUUCAACAUCACAACCCACAGCAACAGGUGAAGAAACAUCAGGGUCAGUUGUCAUUACAUCCAAUCCCACUACUUUAACAACAACAACAGAGGUAACUACACCUACCACAGGUGUAACGACAACAGUUGAAGAAACCACAACUGAGACAAUUUCAUCUACAUCCACAAAGCCACCUAAAGAAGUCACCUCCGGCCCAACAACCACUUCCACCACUGUAAAUGUUGAAACCUCUACUUCAACAUCACAGCCCACAGCAACAGGUGAAGAAACAUCAGGGCCAGUUGUCAUAACUUCCAAUCCCACUACUUUAACAACAACAACAGAGGUAACUACACCUACCACAGGUGUAACGACAACAGUUGAAGAAACCACAACUGAGACAAUUUCAUCUACAUCCACAAAGCCACCUAAAGAAGUCCCCACGGGCCCAACAACCACUUCCACCACUGUAAUUGUUGAAAGCUCUACUUCAACAUCACAGCCCACAACAACAGGUGAAGAAACAACAGGGCCAGUUGUCAUUACAUCCAAUCCCACUACUUUAACAACAACAACAAUUGCACCCACAAAAACGACACCUACCACAGGUGUAACUACAACAGUUGAAGAAACCACAAUGGAGACAAUUUCAUCUACAUCCACAAAGCCACCUAAAGAAGUCCCCACGGGCCCAACAACCACUUCCACCACUGUAAUUGCUGAAACCUCUACUUCAACAUCACAGCCCACAGCAACAGGUGAAGAAACAUCAGGGCCAGUUGUCAUAACUUCCAAUCCCACUACUUUAACAACAACAACAGAGGUAACUACACCUACCACAGGUGUAACGACAACAGUUGAAGAAACCACAACUGAGACAAUUUCAUCUACAUCCACAAAGCCACCUAAAGAAGUCCCCACGGGCCCAACAACCACUUCCACCACUGUAAUUGUUGAAAGCUCUACUUCAACAUCACAGCCCACAACAACAGGUGAAGAAACAACAGGGCCAGUUGUCAUAACUUCCAAUCCCACUACUUUAACAACAACAACAAUUGCACCCACAACAACGACACCUACCACAGGUGGAACGACAACAGUUGAAGAAACCACAAAUGAGACAAGUCCAUCUACAAAACCACCUAAAGAAGUCACCUCCGGCCGAACAACAACUUCCACCACUGUAAUUGUUGAAACCUCUACUUCAACAUCACAGCUCACAACAACAGGUGAAGAAACAACAGGACCAGUUGUCAUUACAUCCAAUCCCACUACUUUAACAACAACAACAGAGGUAACAACACCUACCACGGGUGUAACGACAACAGUUGAAGAAACCACAACUGAGACAAUUUCAUCUACAUCCACAAAGCCACCUAAAGAAGUCCCCACGGGCCCAACAACCACUUCCACCACUGUAAUUGUUGAAACCUCUACUUCAACAUCACAACCCACAGCAACAGGUGAAGAAACAUCAGGGCCAGUUGUCAUUACAUUCAAUCCCACUACUUUAACAACAACAACAGAGGAAACUACACCUACCACAGGUGGAAUGACAACAGUUGAACAAACC